Molecule: messenger RNA, 516 nt
Organism: Geodia barretti
Lineage: Eukaryota; Metazoa; Porifera; Demospongiae; Tetractinellida; Geodiidae
Source: the annotation of a GenBank genome assembly
AUGCCACGACAGUACAACCAGCCGCCGGAAAUGGCUAUUGACGCCAGCAAGAGCUACAGCGCGACCAUUCGCACCAACCAUGGCGACAUAACCUUGGACCUGCUUCCGUCUGCAGCCCCCAAGACAGUGAACAACUUCGUGUUCCUGGCGCGGGAGGGCUAUUACGAUGGGGUUAUUUUCCACCGGGUUAUUCCGAACUUUAUGAUACAGGGCGGAGACCCGACUGGAACGGGCAUGUCGGGUCCAGGCUACCAGUUUGAGGACGAAUUCGACCCGGCGUUCGGUUUUGACACGCCGGGAAUCCUGGCGAUGGCCAACGCCGGGCCGAACACCAACGGUAGCCAGUUCUUUGUUACAACCGCUCCAACCCCGCACUUGAACGGACGCCACACCGUCUUCGGGCGCGUGACAGAAGGUCAAGCCGUGGCAGACGCUAUCUCAGGCGUCCCCAGGGGGCGGAACGACAAGCCCAACGACCCGGUCGAAAUCAUGGGCAUUGACAUUACCGAGGGCUAA